This is a messenger RNA of Eriocheir sinensis (Chinese mitten crab), 2545 nucleotides long. RefSeq lists its product as uncharacterized. NCBI's taxonomy places the organism in Eukaryota, Metazoa, Arthropoda, Malacostraca, Decapoda, Varunidae. The record is from RefSeq and is a predicted model, not a curated record. Bases 715 to 1965 code for a protein of 416 amino acids. The transcript has 2 exons.
AUGUUUUUUACCGGUGUGGCGUCGAGUUUUGUCCCAUUGAUUUGGUCCGUCCGAUCCUGAUCUGCGCUUGCGCGGAACCCAAUGUUUACUAUCACAGAGUAACUAAGUGAAGCAUCUAGUCAGUUACUGUAAAGAAGUACCAAGGAGGACCUAAGAAGAGAUACAAAGCGGAACAGGUCAAAAGUAGAAUUGUUUAUAUCCUAGUUUGUCCAGGCAAGACUCUUUGACAGCAGAUUUUAUAGGAAAAUGGCCAAAUUCAAGGAAGAAAUGGACCCCAUUAUUCAGAUACAAGUGGUGGAGGUUAUCUCAUUUAUCACAUUUACCGACAUACAAGGGGUGCAGGUUAUCUCAUUUAUCACAUUUACCGACAUACAAGGGGUGCAGGUUAUCUUAUUUAUCACAUUUACGGACAUACAAGUGGUGGAGGUUAUCUCAUUUAUCACAUUUACCGACAUACAAGGGGUGCAGGUUAUCUCAUUUAUCACAUUUUCCGACAUACAAGGGAUGCAGGUUAUCUCAUUUAUCACAUCUACCGACAUACAAGGGGUGCAGGUUAUCUCAUUUAUCACAUCUACCGACAUACAAGGGGUGCAGGUUAUCUCAUUUAUCACAUCUACCGACAUACAAGGGGUGCAGGUUAUCUCAUUUAUCACAUCUACCGACAUACAAGGGGUGCAGGUUAUCUAAUUUAUCACAUCUACCGACAUACAAGGGAUGCAGUUUAUCUCAUUUAUCACAUCUACCGACAUACAAGGGGUGCAGGUUAUCUCAUUUAUCACAUCUACCGACAUACAAGGGGUGCAGGUUAUCUCAUUUAUCACAUCUACCGACAUACAAGGGAUGCAGUUUAUCUCAUUUAUCACAUUUACCGACAUACAAGGGAUGCAGGUUAUCUCAUUUAUCACAUCUACCGACAUACAAGGGAUGCAGGUUAUCUCAUUUAUCACAUCUACCGACAUACAAGGGAUGCAGUUUAUCUCAUUUAUCACAUUUACCGACAUACAAGGGGUGCAGGUUAUCUCAUUAAUCACAUCUACCGACAUACAAGGGAUGCAGUUUAUCUCAUUUAUCACAUUUUCCGACAUACAAGGGGUGCAGGUUAUCUCAUUUAUCACAUCUACCGACAUACAAGGGAUGCAGGUUAUCUCAUUUAUCACAUUUUCCGACAUACAAGGGGUGCAGGUUAUCUCAUUUAUCACAUUUACCGACAUACAAGGGGUGCAGGUUAUCUCAUUUAUCACAUCUACCGACAUACAAGGGGUGCAGGUUAUCUCAUUUAUCACAUUUACCGACAUACAAGGGGUGCAGGUUAUCUCAUUUAUCACAUCUACCGACAUACAAGGGGUGCAGGUUAUCUCAUUUAUCACAUCUACCGACAUACAAGGGAUGCAGGUUAUCUCAUUUAUCACAUUUUCCGACAUACAAGGGGUGCAGGUUAUCUCAUUUAUCACAUUUUCCGACAUACAAGGGGUGCAGGUUAUCUCAUUUAUCACAUUUUCCGACAUACAAGGGAUGCAGGUUAUCUCAUUUAUCACAUUUUCCGACAUACAAGGGAUGCAGGUUAUCUCAUUUAUCACAUUUUCCGACAUACAAGGGAUGCAGGUUAUCUCAUUUAUCACAUUUUCCGACAUACAAGGGGUGCAGGUUAUCUCAUUUAUCACAUUUUCCGACAUACAAGGGGUGCAGGUUAUCUCAUUUAUCACAUCUACCGACAUACAAGGGGUGCAGGUUAUCUCAUUUAUCACAUUUUCCGACAUACAAGGGAUGCAGGUUAUCUCAUUUACUGACAUACUUAAAAGGGGUGCAGGUUAUCUCAAUUAUCACAUUUACCGACAUACAAGGGGUGCAGGUUAUCUCACUUAUCACAUCUACCGACAUACAAGGGAUGCAGGAUAUCUUUUUUUUUUUUUUUUACAGCACAGAGAGGCAACAAAAAGAAAAUGUAGAAAAAAAAAAUGUAAAUAGCAACAAAAAGAAAAUGUAGAAAAAAAAAAUGUAAAUAGCACAGAAACUGUGCUAGAUCGGCGUCACAUGACCCUCCAACACCCCCCCAACAAUCUAUAUUAUGCAACUCGUAUGGAGUAUGCAUCUCAUGUGUGGGGGGGGGGCUCCACUCACACAGCUCUCCUGAACAGAGUGGAGUCUAAGGCUCUUCGUCUCAUCAGCUCUCCUCCUCUUACUGAUAGUCUUCUACCUCUUAAAUUCCGCCGCCAUGUUGCCUCUCUUUCAAUCUUCUAUCGAUAUUUUCAUGCUGACUGCUCUUCUGAACUUGCUAACUGCAUGCCUUCCCCCCUCCCGCGGCCCCGCUGCACUCGACUGUCCACUCUAGCCCAUCCCUAUACUGUCUAAGCUCCUUAUGCAAGAGUUAACCAGCAGCUUCACUCUUUCAUCCAUUACACUGGUAAACUCUGGAACUGCCUUCCUUCGUCUGUAUUUCCUCUUGCCUAUGACUUGUCCUCUUUCAAGAAGAGUGUAUCGAGACACCUCUCCAUCCGAAAUUGAACUCUUUUGGCUACUCUUAUUUAUUUUCUUUUGUGGGAGCGGC